GCCUAUGGAAAGUGAGGCAGAAUCUAAGCUGGGUCUACGUUUCUAUGAGAUUGCAAUCUUGCCCGAUGAGGCGAUUAUAGGGAAAGAAAAACAAUAAUUUGCCUCUGGGAAAGCCUUUACAAAUGUUACAUUCAGUUCAUGGGCUCUUUCUGUAUAGUCAAUUGUGUGUGUUUCCAGGCUUUGUUCCUGGAGGGCGUUUAUUGUGAACGGGGGUUGAACAUAAUGGGGAUACGGAGUCGAUAUCAUUGCUCCUCUCAUUCUCCAAGGAUCUAUCUGACCUCCUGUCUUGCUUCAAUCGACCUGGUGCCUGUCUCUCACUGCUACUGGCCACUGACUCAGUGGGACUCGUUGAUUGGUUGGCGGCGAAGCAGCUUCCCGUCAUACAAGAAGCAAAAGUCUCAUGCAACCUUCCGUGGGUCUCAGACCUCCCUGACGCCCGCCUCGCUGAACCAGCGCCGUUGAACUGCUUGCCUAUUGGCCCAUCCGGCCAGGGU
Molecule: messenger RNA, 494 nt
Organism: Aspergillus wentii DTO 134E9
Lineage: Eukaryota; Fungi; Ascomycota; Eurotiomycetes; Eurotiales; Aspergillaceae
Exons: 1
Coding region: 139-462 (107 amino acids)
Source: RefSeq, a predicted model, not a curated record